This is a messenger RNA of Tribolium castaneum (red flour beetle), 1580 nucleotides long. RefSeq names its product Chitin and LDLR binding deacetylase 3 (gene ChLD3). Gene Ontology annotation, biological process: carbohydrate metabolic process. Gene Ontology annotation, molecular function: protein binding; chitin binding. The transcript has 5 exons. NCBI's taxonomy places the organism in Eukaryota, Metazoa, Arthropoda, Insecta, Coleoptera, Tenebrionidae. The record is from RefSeq and is marked provisional. The coding region runs from base 30 to 1547 and encodes 505 amino acids. Gene Ontology annotation, cellular component: extracellular region.
CGCCUCACAUGUGUUAGAGCAGUGCAGUGAUGGCCUUUGGCAAGGUGGUUGCUUUUUUUGUUACUGUUUUUGGGGCUUUAGCCGCGAGCACUCACAGUGAGAAAAUAAAAUGCGUGGAAAACGGUCGUUUUUACCGCGACCCUGACCGCCCCCCGCAAAAAGUUUGGACGUCUAGCGAAUGCUCCAAAUAUUAUCUUUGUCUCGAGGGCGAAGUCUUUGACUUCCGGUGCUCCUCGGGGCUUCUAUUCGACGUCAUCAAACAAAUUUGUGACGUAAAAAUAAACGUAGACAACUGCGACAUCACUUCAGAAACAAUCACCCCUCGCCCAACAACCAUCAACAAAUGCCCCAACAACCAUCAGAAAUGUACCAAUGGUACCUGCCUCCCCCAGAAAUAUUUCUGUGACGGCUCAUUAGAUUGCCCCGACGGAAGCGACGAAAAAUUUUGCGACCCCAAAAACGACCCAUUUGGGGCACCAGAGUGCAACUCGAGUUGUUCCCUACCCCAUUGUUUCUGUUCACCUGAUGGUACCCAAAUCCCUGGUAAUUUGGAACCAUCAAAAGUCCCCCAAAUGGUACUUUUGACUUUUGAUGGUCCCGUCAAUUCCCACAAUUGGGUGUUACUGGAUGGGUUGUUAAACGGGGCCCUAAACCCCAAUGGGUGUCCCAUCAAAGCCACAUUUUUCGUGAGCCAUGAGUCCAAUAAUUACCAUCAAACCCAGAAAUUGUGGAACGAAGGGCACGAAAUCGCCGUCCAUUCCAUUACUUAUGGGCGUUGGUUACUGAACGCAACCAUUGAGGAUUGGUUCGACGAAAUGGUAGGCCAGGCUAAUAUAAUUCACCGCUUUUCGGGCGUUCGUUUGAGGGAGUUGAGGGGGCUGAGGGCCCCCUUCCUCCAAAUUGGCUCAAACCGCCAGUUUUUAAUGAUGAAGGAGUUUGGGUUUGUUUACGACAGUUCCAUAGUGGCCCCUUUUACCCAUUUGCCCUUAUGGCCCUACACGCUAGACCAUAAACUACCCCAUGAGUGUAUUAAACAAGAGUGUCCGACGAGACCAUACCCAGGUGUGUGGGAAAUGGUUUUGAACCCGUUCGAGGCUAGGGACUACUCCUGUGCGAGGCUAGACGCCUGCCCAGGUGGUUUAACAGGAGACGAUGUUUUCAAAAUUCUGGCUAAUAAUUUCAAACGGCAUUAUUUGGGCAAUAGGGCGCCGUUUGGGCUGCAUUUGGACACAGCCUGGCUCAAAAAUAGGGACUAUUUUGACGCGCUCCAGGAUUUUAUCGGUGAAAUUUUGCAACAACCAGACGUCUGGUUUGUGACUAAUUCACAAGCCAUUGAAUGGAUGCAAAACCCGACCCCUAUUGACCAUUUAAACGGGUUUAAAGCCUGGGACUGUGCUAAAUUUUUCAAAAAACAGGAGCUGGCCUGCAAGGUGCCCAACGUUUGCAAGCUCUAUUCCAGUUUUUUUCAACAGGAGAGGUAUCUGUACACUUGUUUUGAGUGCCCGGUGAAUUAUCCCUGGAUCAGGAACGAGUUCGGGCUCAACUAGCCCUUGAAAAAACAGACUGUUUGUUAUUUUAUG